This is a messenger RNA of Gossypium arboreum, 1476 nucleotides long. RefSeq names its product protein BCCIP homolog. The record is from RefSeq and is a predicted model, not a curated record. NCBI's taxonomy places the organism in Eukaryota, Viridiplantae, Streptophyta, Magnoliopsida, Malvales, Malvaceae. Gene Ontology annotation, cellular component: nucleus. The coding region runs from base 286 to 1257 and encodes 323 amino acids. The transcript has 9 exons.
CCAAAAUUUUAACAAUGGCCCGAAUAAAAUUAUCUCCUAAACCAUUGAUCUACCCAUUUCAAACUUUCCUUUCUUCCUCUUCUACUCCGCCCAUUUUCAGUUAAAAUUUUUAAGGGCACCCUUAAAACUCUGUUAAAAUUCAUACUUCAAUUAAAACCAUCACUCUCGUCGCCGCUUCCUCGGCUGUAUCUCUUUAUUCGUUCGCUUUUGCUACGGCGGCGCCGUUCGCUAGAAUCUCCUCUGAAAAACAAACAACGACGACGAAAGCUACGCUGAUUAACGAAGAUGCCGCGGAAACCAGCUAGGCAUCAUAGAUUGUUACCAGUUCGGCCUUUAACUUUCUCACCAUUUGCUCGUUCUGUUGCUCGAGUUGCUACUGCUUACCUGGUUAAACAUUACAUGCACAAUGCGGUGCAGCAAUCUGCUGGUGAUGAAUUUAAGGAGAAGUUAAAAAUCAUAGGCAGACACUCCGAGUCAUCUGAGGAUGAAGAAUUUGAUGGAGUUGUCCAAGCAGAUUUUGCAUUCUUUGACCCAAAACCAGAUGAUUUUCAUGGUGUGAAAACAUUGCUGCAAUCCUACCUUGAUAACAAGCAAUGGGAUUUGAGCGGUUUUGUGGACUUGAUAUUGGGACAAACCACCGUUGGAACUGUCGUUAAAUUAGAGGAUGAUGAAGACAAUGGAGUUUUUUCUAUAAUUACUGCCCUUAACUUGGGGAGAUACAAGGAUCACAAAUGUAUUACAGAGCUCAAGGAGUUCCUUCUUAACAUAUGCCAUGAGAAAGAUAAAAUAGGAAACUUGAGAUCACUUUUGGGAGAUGAAGCACAGAAAGUGGGUCUCUUGGUUUCCCAAUGUGUAGUGAAUCUUCCUCCUGAACUCUUGCCGCCUCUUUAUGAUGCACUCUUUGAUGAAAUUUCAUGGGCUACCGAAGAUGAGCCCACAGAGGAGUUGCGUAAUUCCUUCCGGUUCAAAUUUUACUUAGUAGUAAGCAAAUUUUACAAGCUGAAUCUACAGCAGAAGAAUGCAAAUCAGAAAAGGUCUUCAAGCACUGACAAAGAUGAGGCUUUCUUAUAUAUUAAGCCUGAAGAUGAGAUUUUGCAUAAGCUGAGCAUGUGGUCCUUCCUUUUUCCAUUGCAAACUCAACAGGUUGCAACUCAUGAGCUAAAAAAUUACCAGCUAACAGGGAUUGUUAUGGCUGUCAAAGCAGAAGACAUUUCCUCAUUCCGACAACAAUUGCAUGCUUUGAUAAAUGGAUCUUGAAUCUCGUUGAAAGAAUGCAAAAUUUUUGACACUUUAAGUACUGUAUUUGUAACUUAAACGAUUUUGCACGAGUUUGUUGUUCCGAUAAAUGUUGAAGAUGCAACCCGAUUAUGGAGAAGUUGCAGGAAGGUAAGAAUCAGACUCCAAUUGCAAGCAUAGCGAACACUCGGACCUGAUUUAGGUGACAUUUUUGUUGGAAUGAAUUUUGUUGUGAUAUAA